AUGUCGGCCAUGCUUGGCAACUUGACCAACGUUUGCCAGGGCGACAACCUCAAGGAGGCCUACAAGUCUUACGCAUCUACGUGCGCUGAAAUCGGCGUCAAGGUUGCUGACCUGCCCUCGGCCUCUACCACGAGCGCCACCCCUACCUCGACCCCGGAGGCUCCAGGUAGCCCUGGUCCUGAUGCUACCUCAGCGCCGUCGUCAGCCACUCCCACCGAUGGCCCCCAAGAGUCCAAGCCCAGCGCUGCUGGUGCUAUUGCUCCUCAUGCCGUUCUCUUCACUGUGCUUGGUCUUUCUGCGACUGGCCUCGUCAGCAUAGUAUUCCUGUAG
Molecule: messenger RNA, 330 nt
Organism: Colletotrichum scovillei
Lineage: Eukaryota; Fungi; Ascomycota; Sordariomycetes; Glomerellales; Glomerellaceae
Exons: 2
Coding region: 1-330 (109 amino acids)
Source: RefSeq, a predicted model, not a curated record